Hypoxylon trugodes is the source of this 1886-nucleotide messenger RNA. RefSeq lists its product as uncharacterized. The record is from RefSeq and is a predicted model, not a curated record. NCBI's taxonomy places the organism in Eukaryota, Fungi, Ascomycota, Sordariomycetes, Xylariales, Hypoxylaceae. Bases 341 to 1579 code for a protein of 412 amino acids. The transcript is spliced from 2 exons.
GAACAAAGAAAAGCAAAAAGUAUACAAAACUGCGUGUCUCAACGCUCUCGUUUUCUACCAAUAGAUAGAGGUUUAAGUACUUACCAAAGCACUUACCUAAGUAGGCAUCUUAACAGAUGAGAUCCGCACCACUUACCGCGAAAAUCUUACUUAUUCGUACUUGAUGGCGUAUAGUAAUCGGGGCUGAGCUGCAAAACCUGCGAAGGAUUCCCCCUGGAUACCAAUUGGAGUAGACUACGACGAUAGUAACGACACUUGCAAACAAUCGAAACAGUAAAUUUGUCUCUUUUCUACAAUUCUGAAUUCGAAUUAUGUACGGACUGCAUUUACAAUUGGCGUCAUGACGACAGAAAUUUCUUCGACUACGGUUUCUACCGUCUUCAAGCCGGGAACAUCCUACGAAGCGGUCGAUGUAUGGAUAAAGCCACCGGGACAGUCAACAUUCAUUUUUUCUACGGAGGAUUGGAACACUUUCACUACUACAGCAACGUCAUUUACUUCCAGUUCGACUUCGCAAACUACAACAAGCGCGUCUUCAAGUGCAUCUUCAACUCAAGCAACGUCAUUGCCCGUAAAUAAUGCGCAAGUGUCCCAGACUGGUUCGGGCCUUUCCUCUGGGGCUAUCGCCGGGAUUGCUAUUGCAUGCGCUUUUGCCGGGUUGAUAAUGGGCGUAGCUGCAGGUUUCCUCUUAUUUCGGAAGCGGAGGCAGCAACCAUCGGAGGCCCGGUAUCACGUAGCAUCCACCGAAUACGACGGCCAGGAGAAGGCAUUGCAAAGUGUGUUAUCAACGGAUAGAUUGCAUCUAUAUCAAUUCCUUCUAGAUACGUCGCCAGAUGCUGAAAUCAACACGGAGUUACAGUCUUUAAAUCAGUUGCUUCAGCAGCAUGUCGAAGACCAUUACCAUACCGAACCGGUUUCGCGCAGCAUCACUACGCUAUCGGCAGCGCUUAUUAACCUCGGAAUAGACGAGGAUGCUAGGAUCCCAGCUUCUAAACUCGCAUCUUUAGCUCUGGAUCCCGUGAGUCGGUAUAGCGCCAUACAGCAUGUUAUCGCGAAGGUCGCGUUUGGUAGUGUCGCUUUCGAUGAUGGGCCAACUACAUUUUCCCUGCUACCACAACCGAUUUCUUCAUUCGCGUCAAUGGUUCCCGCUACGGAAGCUCAUACAGGGAACCCAGAAGCCGUCGAUAUUGCUCUCACUCGAUGGCGACAAUUAUCUGCUUUUCUACUCCAUCCAAGUAGAAGUGAUCGUACACCAUUGGCGCCGUCAGAGAGCGUUAGCACUCAUCGAGCACAACAACUGGCUCUGUCCUUGAAUUCCUUUUUAGAGCCAUUCGUGGCCGGAGAUCGCCAAGAUAGAUACGAACAGGAAAACCACCUGCGAGAAGUGAUAGUAGAGUGCGCUACUUUCGGUUAUCUUAUAUUCUCGCAACCUUCAGAGUACCGGUUUCGCUUCGACAGCGGCGUGAGACCGGACCAUAUUGUUAUUUUCCCCGGGUUGGAUAGAAUUAGUGAUGAAGAAGGCCAUAGAUACCCCCCGCCGGCUCAACCAGUUGCUAUACCAGUAGUCGAGCAUAUGUAACUAUAAAAGUACCUAAAUAUGAAUAAUGAUUUUAUGAAUGUUAUAAACUAAUAAACCUGGUGGGGGGAGUAGCUGUUCACAAUGUCACCUACCCCGUUACAUCUACGAACGAGGGGUCCGUUGCGAAAGGAUUGAUGCCUAUCAAAAUAACGCCGAAAGCUGUGAGACAGUAUCACGUCUCACUAGGAAAAUACUCACUAUAACUUGGGCAAUGCCAGAAUCGCGAUUAGAAGAAAUGCGAAUGGUUGUAGCGCCCACAGAGCCCCAAUCAUAUUCUACGGUCCUACCAACAUGGUCAUUUCACCCA